AUUGGCCACACCCCCUCAUGAUUUAAUCUGGACACUUUAAUCUGUCUGAAGGAUUCCUGACGCUGAUCGUCUGUGUGCUGUUGAUCUUUAAGUUUCAUCCUCCGGCUCCUGUGACUCUUUAGGUAUGGCACAGAGAUCAGAGACGGUGUCAUCUACAGACAGCAUUAAAUCCAGUCAGUCAGCUGACACAGCUCAUAAAUCUGCCCUCCGUAAGACUGCGUCCAGUGAGACGAACAACAAGACAAAGAGCAAGAAAUCAAACGAGGACGCCAUGAACAAGGUUUACACCAACCUGCUGAACAAUGUCUUUGGACAGGAGAGAGAUUUAUCUCAACCUGAACUGGAUGAGUUGUCUGAAGCAUUUAAGGAGUUUGAUUAUGAUCAGGACGGUUACUUGAAUUAUAAAGAUCUGGCAGAGUGCAUGAGGACCAUGGGGUACAUGCCAACAGAGAUGGAGCUGCUGGAAAUCAUUCAACAAAUUAAAAUGAGACUUGGGGGUCUGAUGGAUUUCGAUGACUUCUGUGAGUUGAUGGGUCCCAGGAUGAUGAUGGAGACAGCAGAUAUGUUGGGACUCAGAGAACUCAAAUGUUCGUUCAGUCAGUUCGACACAGAUGGAGAUGGGAAGAUCUCUCUGGAUGAGAUGAAGGAGGCGGUGAAGACUUUGUUAGGAGAGAAACUGAAGAAGGGAGAGCUGGAAGACAUCUUGAAGGAGUUGGAUCUUAAUGGUGAUGGGACGGUGGACUUUGAUGAGUUUGUGAUGAUGUUGUCGGUGAGAUAAAUCUUCAUCAUCUCUCAUUCAUCCACUCCUUCUUCUGAUGAUGAUGAUGAUGAUAAUGAGAUGUCAGUCAGCAGGUUGAUGUUAUAACAGUUAUCUUGUAAUUCUGUCUUAUUCCUGACAACUCCUAAUCAACUCUUUUAGACACUUUUCUGAAUGAUUGGUUACCAACAAAAGUGUACCAGUGUAUGUUUAAUAUAAAGACUGUAAAUGUGUAUCAUAAACAUCAAUAGGCCUUUGUACAUAAUGAAGUAUGUUUUACAGUUUGUUAAUAAACAGCAAAUAACUGAGAAAGGGUGAGAAUGAUUUUAUUAAUCUAAAAGUGAAUCAAGUAAGGUCUGCUUUUACAAACAAGGUUUAGCUAAAGCCAGGACUAGUCUUAGUUAAAUUAAGAUCUUUAAAACCUGCCUUAGAAAAAGAUGUUAUUGGUAUGUAUCUUGAUGGCACUGGCUUAUUUUAACAUCUGUAUGUGCAAGUUAUUACCAGUUGAGACUGAUCAAACAUGUGUUUUAGUCUAGGACUAACCUUAAGUGUUGUCUGUGGGGAAUAAUGUCAUUCAAGAUUUUUAUUUAUUGUCACGUGUACCUGGCUGACACAGUGAAAUUCUUAUUUUGCUUUUUCAUCAUGAGAGCAAGAAGGGCGGCAAACAAUAAAGUAAAUAUUUAAAAAGUGAAAAUAAGUAAAGAAAUAAAAAAUAAGAAUCAAAGAUAAGACGUUUGCUAUAUAAUAAAAAGUAAGAAGUAAAAAAAUAAAAUCCCCAAAUAGUUAAAAGAAUUUACAACGUAAGGGAAACUGUAUUAAAUGAAGGAAUUUAUGUUACAUUUUAGUGGCACUGUUUCCACAAUACACUGUAGUGCAAUUAUUCAAUUAAAGUGACAUAAUAGUGAAAUGUAAUUUAUUAAAGCUUCAUAGACCAGUAAAUAUAAGGUUCGGGGUAAGAAAGUCUGUUUUUAAUAUAUCUUUAUAUUCUGUUUGUUAACACAGCUGGGUUU
Molecule: messenger RNA, 1767 nt
Organism: Misgurnus anguillicaudatus (oriental weatherfish)
Lineage: Eukaryota; Metazoa; Chordata; Actinopteri; Cypriniformes; Cobitidae
Product: calcium-binding protein 2
Cellular component (GO): cytoplasm
Molecular function (GO): calcium channel regulator activity; calcium ion binding
Source: RefSeq, a predicted model, not a curated record